Synchiropus splendidus (mandarinfish) is the source of this 1501-nucleotide messenger RNA. Its product is annotated as 4F2 cell-surface antigen heavy chain. The transcript has 9 exons. The record is from RefSeq and is a predicted model, not a curated record. Gene Ontology annotation, biological process: amino acid transport. The coding region runs from base 35 to 1501 and encodes 488 amino acids. NCBI's taxonomy places the organism in Eukaryota, Metazoa, Chordata, Actinopteri, Syngnathiformes, Callionymidae.
UAUAGCGCGUGAGUCUCGCCUGCAGUCGCUCGCCAUGCCGCUGAACGCCGGAGACUCCGGGUACGGCGCCGUCAGCGUCCCCGCCACGUCCGCCAGCGCUGACGUCACAGAAGCCGCCCCGCUGCUCGUGCCCCAACCGGGACCGGAGGAGGAAGCGUGGCGGCCCAUGACCAAGGAGGAGCUGGAGCGGAAGGCAGGGGGACCCCGCUGGGCUCAGGUGCGCUUCUACCUGGUGCUGCUCUUCUGGGUCACGUGGCUGGUGAUGUUCAUCGCCUCCAUCGUCAUCGUGAUCCUGAGCCCCAGGCCGGUCGUCACCCCGCUCAAGUGGUGGCAGAAGUCGCUGUUCUACCAGCUGCAGCCGGAGAUGUACAUGGAUGCGCAGAGCGGACGCUCGGAGGGCAUCAACGCUCUGUGUGUGCAGCUCCCUCACCUCAAGUCGCUGGGUAUCGGCGCCCUGAUCCUGGAGGGUCUUUUCCACCAAAACAAAUCCUCCACCAAUCUGACCGGGGAAGGCAUGGAGACGUGGCCGCAGAUCCGACAUUUGCUCGGAGAGAGCAAUAAAGCAGGUCUCAGAGUUGUGCUGGACUUUUGCCAUGUGGAGUUUUUAGAGAGUGUUGAAGACGCAAGCGAGCGAUCCGACAGGGUCCAGAACACACUGCGCUUCUGGCUGCGGCAGGGCGUGGCAGGCUUCGCUAUCUGUGACACGGAUGCAACAUUUUCUGAAAAGACUCUGUUGAUGUGGAGAGAUGUUUUACGAGAGUUUAAUCACGAGGAGGAGAGGAUCAUUGUUCUGAAACAGACGACCGACGUUCUGCCUUCUUUCAACGUGUCGGGCCAGAACAAUGUGACUCUGGUGGACAUAGUCAUGAGGUCCCUGCUUCCCUCUUCACCGAAGCUUCUGUCCGGAAAUGAAGUGGCUGCUGCCAUCGGGAGCCACCUGCAGAAAGCAGAGGACGGUUGGCCCAGCUGGACGGUCGGAGGUCACACGUCUAAUGACUUAAACAAAUUAUUGUUGGUGUUGACGAUGACUCUGCCGGGGUCUCCGGCUGUCCAGUAUGAUGAAGAGACGGAGCGAAGACAGAAUUACUCGAUAAAUGUUGGAUCGUCACCUAAAGAAUCAAACGGAACUAUGUCAAACACAGACCAAAACAAGGAUUUAUCCUCCGUCCUCUUCACGUCGCUCAGUCACACGAGAGCCCGGGAAGAGGCUCUGCAGUACGGCACCUUUACCUUUCUCCCCUUCAGCUCCGGCAACUCUUCCCUCUCCUCUCCUCCAAUCCUGGCUUUCCUACGCUCCUGGGGUUGUGUCCACUUCCUGGUUCUGCUCAAUGUCGGGCCCCACUCGAGCCCCUUGGACCCAGUGUUGGCCUCCAGUCUGCCAGAAGGGGGAGUGUUCAUGGCCAGCACAGGAAUGGACAGACGUGGCUCCACGUCUCUGAACACACUGAAACUGAGGCCCCAUGAAGCCGUGGUUAUUAAACUGUUUGAGAGUGCAAGGUAA